This is a messenger RNA of Cetraspora pellucida, 126 nucleotides long. Lineage: Eukaryota; Fungi; Glomeromycota; Glomeromycetes; Diversisporales; Gigasporaceae. The record is from the annotation of a GenBank genome assembly.
AUGGUCCAUACUAAGCAACAUAGCACAGAUAAAUAUGAAAAAAAUUUUCUUGGUUUUACAAAACAAUGCAUAUUGAGCAAUACAGAAAUUAAAAAAAUAAAAGAGCAUUAUGUAACAAAUUAUUAA